Molecule: messenger RNA, 1707 nt
Organism: Papilio xuthus (Asian swallowtail)
Lineage: Eukaryota; Metazoa; Arthropoda; Insecta; Lepidoptera; Papilionidae
Gene: Rilpl
Product: Rab interacting lysosomal protein like
Exons: 8
Coding region: 89-1258 (389 amino acids)
Biological process (GO): cilium assembly
Cellular component (GO): cytoplasm; ciliary basal body
Molecular function (GO): small GTPase binding; dynein light intermediate chain binding; protein dimerization activity
Source: RefSeq, a predicted model, not a curated record
AGUAAUAAUGGCGCACUUGCGAAAGGUGCAUACAUUCCUGUAACUUAAGUUUGUAUAUUGUGGUGAAGUGAAAAACAAAGUUGUUUUAAUGCCGUACCGCAGGCGCUUUUCGACCAAGAUGACGGAUUAUGACGACGAUAUCACUGUCGUCGAUGUUUAUGAUCUGGCAUCUGAUAUCGGGAAAGAAUGUGAAAUAAUUAUCGAGAAAUACGGCCCUGAUGCUGUAACAGCGUUGUUGCCGAAAGUUAUUAAUGCUCUUGAACUGCUAGAAAAUUUGGCGGUGCGAAACGAAAAAGAAAAUCAGGCGUUACUCGAACUUACAGCUAAGAUUUCACAGUUAGAGAAUGAUAAGAUAGAAAAGGCUGAAUACAGGCAACGCUUCGAGAAGGAAAUAGAAGCUAUUGAGGAGCAAUGGCGGACAGAAUCAGCGGACCUGGUGACCGCCGUGGCACGUCUGCAAGACGAGAACAAACGACUCAGGCGGACAAUAAACGCGCCUGCGGAUGGUACCAGUGCACCUCCGUCUCCAGCCCGAGAACAUGACCAGGAGGUACUGUCCCGGUUGAGCAGCACGGCAGAGAAGCAACGCGCAACGCUGCGCCAUCAAGAGGUGCAGCUGCAGGAGAAGCAGCAGCUCAUUGAAAGUUUGACGAAUCAAGUGGACAAAUUGGCACAGGUCAGUCGGGAUCUACGACGGAAGCAUAAGCAGCUACAAAAUCAGAUGCGUUUGGUAUGCGAGGAGCGCACCGAACUGACAGCCAUUGUCCAAUCCCAGCAGAGGGACAUUGCCGUGCUGCAGCAAUCUGAUGCACAGAAAACACAAAAGUGCACGUCAUGCGGCGCGGGAUUCCCCGAGGGCGGGGAGGAGGGCGACCAAUCAUCGCGGCCGACGUUCAGCGUGCGCGAACUGCGCGCCAUACUGCACGAGAGGAACGAACUCAAACUAAAGCUGAACCGGCUCGAGGAGCAGCUGCAAGCGCUGCAGGUUGAACCGCAGCCCGAUAGUACAAGUUCAGACACAUCGUCAUCAGUUAGUACGACAGUUAACGAGGAAGAGGAGGCGCCAGUGCAAGGUCCGUUACCCGCGGAGCCUGAUGACGCGCCAUGGAAACGCAACAGUGGCAUCAGGAAGUUUUUUCGCAAGCUCUUUGCUGAGUCUGAUCUCUCCGUGGGCGCGUUCCCCCGGCCACUGUCCGCGCGCGGCAAGGCGGCCCCGCCCCCAGGCCCCGGUCCCGCCCCCGCCGCCGCCACCGCGUAGGCAUUCUCUCCCCCGCGCAAACACGCACACUCACACCAAGCUCCGCCGUCUCUCCGACAUGCACCACCGCCCGGAGCUCAACCUGCGCCUCGAGCUCAGCCUCAACCUUAACAAUGCGGAGCUUGACAACUGGCUCGGGAAGUUCGAUGAAGAACUGGACUACAGAUUCAAUCAUGACAUACCCCUGCAGAGAUCUAUCUCGUUGGACGGCGGAAUUGAAAUAUUUAACUACUUGAACACGCUAGGCUCAGACUGGUCCAGUGCGUCGGAAUGGUCGUUGAAUUCGAACGACAGUGACCGUAUGCUGGAACAGUACAGGAGUUUUGAAGAUGUCCCAGCUUCUCAGUAUAAAAUGAUAAGCAGGCGCGCAUCUUUGGCGAUGGGGAACGAAGAAAAGAAUAAGGCUUUACACGUGUUGAGGAGUUACAAGGGCGUCGAGAUGGAAAAGG